AUACGAAUUAAAGCACAACACAAAAAUUACAGUUGGGACGUCUCUUCCUCACGACUGAGUUUCCCACUGAUCCAAUUAACAACCAAAGCCCCCUCCCCAGAUCCCAUCUACUCUCCGAUCAUGUCACAAACCCAACACGACCACAACGACACGGUGGCGUUACACCCCUCCUCCCAAUCCGACAUCGACGAGAUCGAAAACCUCAUCAAUGCCGGCCCUUCUUCCGUCCUCCCCGCCAAGCCCCCCAGUCCCACACGCGCCUCCAUCCCCGUCUCCUCCUCCCCUUUCAUCCCCUCCAACAUCCCCCCUCCUCACCCCUCUGCCCCGACCUCCUAUUCCAACAAGCCCGUGUUCGUCCCCCAGGCCCCACCGCCCCCUCCUCCGCCCACCAGUCAUGGGCCUAGUGGGUUUGGGUCCGGCCCAAAUACGUUGACUGAGCCUGUUUGGGAUACGGUGAAGAGAGAUCUUUCGAGGAUUGUGAGUAAUUUGAAGCUGGUGGUGUUUCCUAAUCCGUAUAGGGAGGAUCCGGGCAAGGCUAUGAGGGAUUGGGAUCUUUGGGGGCCCUUUUUCUUUAUUGUUUUUCUCGGACUCACGCUCUCUUGGUCUGCUUCUGUUAAGAAGUCUGAAGUUUUUGCUGUUGCGUUUGCACUUCUUGCAGCUGGUGCUGUAAUAUUGACACUGAAUGUGUUGCUGUUGGGUGGUCACAUAAUAUUCUUCCAGAGCCUUAGUCUUUUGGGUUACUGUUUAUUUCCUCUUGAUGUCGGUGCCCUUAUCUGCAUGUUGAAGGAUAAUGUGGUUUUGAAGUUGGUUGUGGUCGGUGUUACACUGGCCUGGAGUUCCUGGGCUGCAUAUCCAUUUAUGAGUACUGCAGUCAGCCCUGGAAGAAAAGCUCUUGCUCUUUACCCUGUACUACUUAUGUAUGUAUCUGUUGGUUUUCUCAUCAUCGCCAUCAAUUAGUAGCUUCCGUUGCCGGUAUAGGAGUUUGUAUCCCAAUGAAAUUGACAAUCGUGACAUAUGAUGUGUUCAUUUUUGUUCUUAUAUGGGAUAAUGAUGUAUAUUGUUUUUCAAAUUUUAUGUUUGAAGGUUCAUGAUAGAAAAAUAGUACCUAGCUAAGAAUUUUUUUGA
Messenger RNA from Daucus carota subsp. sativus, 1125 nucleotides. RefSeq names its product protein YIP4b-like. Gene Ontology annotation, cellular component: trans-Golgi network; membrane. The coding region runs from base 121 to 957 and encodes 278 amino acids. NCBI's taxonomy places the organism in Eukaryota, Viridiplantae, Streptophyta, Magnoliopsida, Apiales, Apiaceae. Gene Ontology annotation, biological process: endoplasmic reticulum to Golgi vesicle-mediated transport. The record is from RefSeq and is a predicted model, not a curated record. The transcript has 3 exons.